This is a messenger RNA of Purpureocillium takamizusanense, 1160 nucleotides long. RefSeq lists its product as uncharacterized. The transcript is spliced from 3 exons. NCBI's taxonomy places the organism in Eukaryota, Fungi, Ascomycota, Sordariomycetes, Hypocreales, Ophiocordycipitaceae. The coding region runs from base 517 to 993 and encodes 158 amino acids. The record is from RefSeq and is a predicted model, not a curated record.
ACUGCAUUCAAGGGUCAGGCAAGGUAAGUAUCCCGUCGCUGCGUCAACUGCCAUCGCCAAUCACCCAUCAUCUACUCGGUAGUAGCCGGGAGCCUAUCACGAGCCUCAUCCUCAUCAAACUGCAUCGACACGGGACGCCUGCCAAUCCGGCAGGCACCCCACGGGCCUCCCUCUGCUGCAGCGCGCGCGGCACAUGUAACACUGGAAGAGAAAGACACGGAGCCGGGGAUUGAGUCUGCCACGAACCUCCGGCCCCGGUCGCUGCGACUACGACACACCAGGGUAGCUUCGGCCGUGGUCCCUCUUUUCAGACCUCACCCGCCGAGCCCCUCGAACUCUAGGCAUUGACGGUCGAAAACGGCCCCUCUCACCCCCUUGCGACGUCGUGCCACCGUUACGAAGGAAUCAGCCCGUCUGUGCUCUCCUCUGCACGAGUUUGACGGUCACUGUGCGCGUGCCUUCGCGGGGCUCUCCGACACGUACCCAAGCACGCGACGCAACGCGAGGCAAAGAGCCAUGGCCUCAUCGCUGCCGACCCUGCCGCGGGUCACCUUUACCAUUAUCGAGCCCAUUUCGCUCGUCGCGGGAUUCCUCGGCGCCGUCACCGAUCCCGCGUGGUUCGUUGCGGAGCAGGUGCCGCAAAAAGUCCCGGACCCCGUCACCGAGAACAGCAUCGUCCUAGCCUGGCAGCUGGGGAACCUGUACCUGCUGCUGGGGCUUGUCGGCCUCGCCAUCCUGACCUCGACGUCCGAGGUCAGGGUCGUGCGCCGCUACCUCGCUGCCUUGUGGGUUGGCGACGUCGGACACAUCGCCUUCAGCUGCUACGGCCUGGGCAGGGACCGCAUGAUGAAUCCUGCGGGGUGGAACGCCAUGGCUUGGGGCAACAUUGCCAUGACGCUCUUCCUGCUCACUAUGCGCUCUGCAUACUUUCUUGGCGCCUUCGGGCCCGACAACAUCAAGGCGACGGUGGCUCGUGCAAAGAAGGCAGCCUGAGAGCGGCCGAGAUGAAAUGUGCGGCAGGCAAGGCUCCCCCGAGCCGCACCGCGCCGCACGGAAUCUGUGCGCACCGACAUGCCUAGCGCUAUCUCAGGGACGGCAGAGAUAUAGCAGACGUAGGUAGAUAUAGUACGAAGUAUACCAAUCCCAGAGCCUUUCCGGAC